Syzygium oleosum is the source of this 2600-nucleotide messenger RNA. RefSeq names its product probable alpha-mannosidase At5g13980. Lineage: Eukaryota; Viridiplantae; Streptophyta; Magnoliopsida; Myrtales; Myrtaceae. Gene Ontology annotation, molecular function: alpha-mannosidase activity; carbohydrate binding. Bases 401 to 2587 code for a protein of 728 amino acids. Gene Ontology annotation, biological process: mannose metabolic process. The record is from RefSeq and is a predicted model, not a curated record. The transcript has 26 exons.
UUUUCCAACGUUGGUGGAGAGACCAGAGCGAGCAAGUCCAAAGUACAGUCAAGCAGCUCGUGAAUUCAGGUCAACUGGAGUUCAUGUUGGAUUUGAUUCUGUCUUCUUUGCCCGAAUUGACUACCAAGAUAGAGCCAAACGGAAAGCAGAAAAAACUCUUGAGGUUGUCUGGCGAGCAUCUAAUAGUUUUGGUUCAUCUGCUCAGAUAUUUGCAGGUGCAUUUCCGGAGAACUAUGGACCUCCCAAUAAUUUCCAUUAUGAAGUUAACGAUGAUUGGCUUGAUGAUUCGGCUAUUGUUCAGGAUAACUACAAUCUGUUUGAUUACAAUGUCCUGGAGAGAGUGAAUGAGUUUGUGUCUGCUGCACUAUCACAAGCCAACAUCACUCGUACAAACCAUGUCAUGUGGACAAUGGGCAGUGACUUCAAGUACCAAUUUGCACAUACGUGGUUCCGGCAAUUGGAUAAAUUUAUUCACUACGUCAAUCAGGAUGGACGAGUCAAUGCCUUAUACUCGACCCCUUCAAUUUAUACCGAUGCCAAGCAUGCUUCCAAUGAUCAAUGGCCACUCAAAACUGGGGACUUCUUACCAUAUGCAGAUAAAAUAAAUGUUUACUGGACUGGAUACUUUACGAGCAGGGCUGCCCUCAAAGGCUACGUGAGGAUGCUGAGUGGUUACUACUUGGCUGCCAGGCAAUUAGAAUUUUUGGCAGGAAGAAAGAAACUGGGGCCAAACACUGAUGCCUUAGCUGACGCUUUAGCCAUUGCACAGCAUCACGAUGCAGUUACUGGUACUGAGAGACAGCAUGUUGCUGAUGACUACACCAAGCGACUAUCUGCAGGCUACAUUGAGGCUGAGGACGUAGUUGCAGCAUCUCUUGGCUGCAUGAUGGAGUCACCCAGAACAGCUUCUUGCAAUUCUUCAGAGAAAAAAAUUCAACAGUGUCCACUUUUGAAUAUUAGUUACUGUCCCCCGUCAGAAGUUGAUCUAUCAAAUGGGAAGAAGCUGGUGGUUGUUGUCUACAAUUCACUAGGAUGGAAAAGAGAGGAUGUUAUAAGAGUUCCUGUUGUUAGUGAAGAUGUUAGUGUUCAAGACUCCAGUGGAAGAGAAGUUCAAUCGCAGCUUCUUCCUAUAAUGAAUGUCACAUUGGGUAUAAGGAACUAUUAUACAUUGGCAUAUCUGGAAAAAUCCCCAAUUGUGACCCCCAAAUAUUGGCUUGCUUUCACUGUAUACGUUCCACCCCUUGGUUUCAAUAGUUACAUCAUUUCAAGUGCAAAAGGAAAAGUUGCUGCUGCAACUUCUGAGGUACAAAUCAUGUAUGCUUCGGAAAGGGGAAUGAAUGAUACAGUAGAAAUAGGGGAAGGAAACUUAAAACUUGUUUAUUCUGGAAAUGAUGCAAGACAGGCUGAAUAUAUAAACAGAAGAAGUUCGGUCAAAGCACCUUUGGAGCAAUCAUACAGCUUUUACACCGGAGAUGAUGGAAGUGUGGAUCUUCAGUCCUCUGCAUCUGGAGCAUACGUCUUUCGGCCGAAUGGUACAUACCCUAUUAAGUAUGACAGGAAGGUUCCUUUGACUAUUUUGCGUGGACCACUGGUGGAUGAAGUACAUCAAAGGAUCAAUCCAUGGAUGGAUCAGAUAACAAGAGUUUACAAGAAAAAAGAGCAUGUUGAGGUUGAGUUCACUGUAGGGCCUAUCCCAAUUGAUGAUAAUAUUGGCAAAGAGGUUGUCACUCAGAUUAGAACUACCAUAAACAACAAUAAGACGUUCUACACUGAUUCUAAUGGUCGUGAUUUCCUAAAAAGGAUUCGAGAUUACAGAGAAGAUUGGGAUUUGAAGGUUAAUCAACCAGUUGCGGGAAAUUAUUACCCUAUUAGUCUUGGCCUAUAUAUUCGAGAUGACAGUACAGAGCUCUCAGUUCUAGUCGAUCGACCUGUGGGAGGUUCAAGCAUCAUUGAUGGGCAAUUGGAACUAAUGCUCCACAGGAGGUUACUUUGUGAUGAUGACAAAGGCAUCGCCGAGGCGCUAAAUGAAACACUAUGUGUCAUUGAUGAUUGCAGGGGACUCACUAUCAUGGGAAAGCACUACCUGAGAAUUGAUCCUUCAGGCGAGGGUGCUAAAUGGCGUAGAACAUUUGGACAGGAGAUAUAUUCUCCGCUUCUACUAGCCUUUACAGAGCAGGGAGGGAAAGAUGGGGCAAACUCCUAUAUACCAACCUUUUCAGCAUUAGCUUCUUCUUACACCUUACCUGAUAAUAUUGCCCUGAUCACCCUCCAGGAGCUGGAAGAUGGGAAUGUUCUCCUUAGAUUGGCACACUUAUAUGAGAUUGGAGAGGACAAGGAUCUCUCAGUUAUGGCCAAUGUCGAAUUGAAGAAACUCUUUCCAGAUAAGAAGAUAAACAGGAUAGUGGAGCUUAAUUUAUCUGCUAACCAAGAAAAAGCGGCUAUGCUGAAAAGAAGACUGGUGUGGAAAGUAGAAGGCUCUCCUGAAGGAGCCAAUCCAGUCAGGGGAGGUCCUGUAGAUCCUAUAGAACUUGUGGUGGAGCUUGCACCCAUGGAGAUCCGCACCUUUGUUUUAAACUUUGGCUCUUAAGGGCGGUGCAAAU